This is a messenger RNA of Aspergillus fischeri NRRL 181, 1743 nucleotides long. RefSeq names its product MDR family MFS transporter. Gene Ontology annotation, molecular function: transmembrane transporter activity. The record is from RefSeq and is a predicted model, not a curated record. NCBI's taxonomy places the organism in Eukaryota, Fungi, Ascomycota, Eurotiomycetes, Eurotiales, Aspergillaceae. Gene Ontology annotation, biological process: transmembrane transport. Bases 1 to 1743 code for a protein of 580 amino acids. The transcript has 3 exons.
AUGUCCAAGGCUCUAGGACUUGCUAGAGUUUCCUCAACGUCUAAUUCCCGCACUGAUGCGACUGGCAGCACUGUUGACAAUGCCACUCCCGCGCCCGCACCCUCUUCAUCCGCGGAGGCUCCGCGUCUCACCACCGCCACCAUUGCCUGGACCAUGAUGUCGCUUUGUCUGUCCGUGCUCCUCUCUGCCCUUGACUUAACAAUUGUUACUCCUGCAAUUCCCGCCAUAGUCGGCACGUUCAAGACCGCCGCCGGUUAUAUUUGGGUGGGAAGCGCAUAUACCCUGGCCUACGCAGCCAUUACGCCAGUAUGGGGCUCGGUCUCCGACAUCUGGGGCCGGAAACCUAUUAUGCUCAUUGCGGUGGCGGUCUUUCUUGUCGGCAGUCUUGUCUGCGCCCUUGCGCCGAAUAUGGAUGCUCUGAUCGCGGGACGGGCGAUUCAGGGAUUGGGCGGCUCCGGAAUGGGGAUUAUGGUCAACAUUGUUGUCAGCGAUAUGUUUUCGCUGCGAGAUCGGGGUUUGUAUCUCGCAAUCACUUCGCUUGUUUGGGCGGUUGGCAGUGCCAUAGGGCCCGUUCUGGGUGGCGUUUUUACGACGAGGCUUAGCUGGAGAUGGUGUUUUUGGAUUAACUUACCGGUUGGAGCAGUCUCCUUUCUUGUCUUGCUCUUCUUCAUGAGGGUCCCGAGUCCUCGAACACCCAUCGCUGCCGGGCUAAAAGUCAUCGACUGGACGGGCAGUCUUUUGAUUGUAGGGGGCUCUCUGAUGGUCCUCCUCGCCCUUGACUUUGGUGACGUCGUCUACUCCUGGUCCUCUGCAACAGUCAUCUGUCUGUUGGUCUUUGGAACAGCAGUGAUGGCGCUGUUCGUGGUGAACGAAUGGAAGAUCGCCAAGAACCCCAUUAUCCCUGUUUGGCUGUUCACCUCGCCGACAAAGAUAGCGCCUUACGUUGUCUUCGCGUGCAAUUCAUACGUGUUUAUUGGACAGGCAUAUUACCUGCCCUUAUAUGCGCAAUCCGUCCUGGCCGCAAGCGCGCUCACAUCGGGCCUCUACCUCCUCCCGCUCAUCGUCUCAUGUUCCCUGGCCGCGGCUGCAGCGGGGAUCUUCAUGCAGCAAACCGGGAAAUAUCUCCCGGUGAUGUACAUCGCCCAGGGCUUCUUGGUCCUCGGCUCCGGCCUGCUAAUUAGUCUCGAGUUUGAAGCCAACAUCACCAAACUUAUCAUCUUCCAGAUCCUGGUCGGAAUCGGUGUGGGCAUGAACAUCGAAGCGCCGAUUCUUGCUGCUCAGGCUGCGACCAGUGUCCGGGAUACGGCAGCCGUCACUGCGACAAUGGGAUUUGUUCGGUCUCUCUCUACGGCUAUUUCGGUAGUUGUCGGGGGUGUGGUGUUUCAGAACGAGAUGAAUGCGAAGAACGAGGGGUUAGCAAGACAGCUGGGGUCAAACUCAACUUUAGCCCGCGAAUUCAAUGGCGACCUUGCCGCUUCGAGUGUAGAGGAGAUUAACACCCUUAGACUAAGUGCGGAUCAAGAGGCGUUGGUUAGGGAGACGUACUUUGAGGCGUUGAGAAUGGUGUGGAUCAUGUAUGUGGCUUUUGCCGGACUAGCUACCAUCCUUAAUCUGUUCGUGCGAGCGCAUAAGCUUCGGAGUGAGAAUGAGGGCGCCGUGCUGGGGGCCGACCGGUCACGGCAACACGGGAGCCCCGCUGCUGGGGUCGCCGAGUUGGAGUUGCGGACUGAGCGAGGCGAUUAA